AAGUUAUCUUAUUCUACGUGUAGUAGGUUUCUUGCGGUUCUUUUCAUUGUCUAAAAAUGCAGGUGGUUAAGCUUCAAAUUGUUUUACUACUAGCUAUUUUCAACGACUAUACAGAGUGUAGCGAGGAAAACAUCUCAUGUGGGGUUAACCAACCGCAAGUACUAAAAGGACCUGAAGGUAUCAUCACAAGUCCAGGGUAUGACGGAUUUACCCGUUAUCCAUUCAACCUCACUUGCUCUUGGACUAUCUUAGCUCCACCUACAAAGCUCAUCCAGUUGACGUUCGAAGAGUUCCUGGUAGAAUUCUCUAUACAAUGUUUUUUCGACGCUUUGACGAUUUUUGAUGGGAAUUCCAAGGAGUCACCUUUCAUUGGUCGAUUUUGUGGCUUUUCUUUGCCUCGUCCACUAAAAUCCUCUGGUUCUGCGCUUCAUAUUACCUUUCACAGUAAUAAUAUCCGCAGUUUCCCAGGGUUUAAACUUUCAUUUCAAGAAAUUAACGCUCCAGUGACCUGCGAUGCUCACGAGCUAACGUGUCGAAAUGGCUAUUGCGUGUCACAUGACCACAUUUGUGACACUAAAGAUGACUGCGGUGACGGAAGUGACGAAGAAUCAUGCGGAUAUCCUCUGCAACGUCCACAAAAGUGCGGGAGACCCGAGAUAUCGCCUAUCCUCGGAAACGAUCGAAUUAUUGGAGGCAAACCAGCUGUUCCAGGAAGUUGGCCUUGGCAGGGUGCUCUUAGGUUGCCACAUGAAGAGCCAUAUGGUCACACAUGUGGGGCAGUUCUAAUUAAUGAACAAUGGGCUCUCACAGCCGCCCACUGUUUUAAAAGACGAUUGAACAACACACUUUGGACGGUACAUUUUGGUAAACAUAGAGAACUGGAAAAGGAUGACACAGAACAACAGCGUUACAUUGACAAAAUGUUUAUCCAUCCUGAUUACUUACCUAUGGUCUCUGAUAACCCUGAUCAUGCAAAUCGUAAAGAAAAUGACAUCGCCCUUAUCAAGUUAAAUGCCAAAGUCACAAUCUCAGAUUACAUCCAGCCCGUAUGCUUACCUCGAAGAAGUCUGAGAAUGAAACCUGGUACUUUCUGUCACGUCACUGGGUGGGGUGAAACACGUGGCACUGGUUUUCAUGAAGAACUAAAACAAGUUAUGGUUCCAGUGGUUAGUUUUAGAAGCUGCAAACAAACUUACGAAGAAGACUUGUUAAAGAUAGAUAAAACUACAAUGCUGUGUGCAGGUUUCACCAAAGGAGGCCAUGAUUCAUGCAAGGGAGAUAGUGGUGGUCCGAUGGUGACAUCUGUCGGAGAUACUUGGUACUUGGUGGGACUAGUAUCAACUGGUGGUGCUUGUGCCGCAGCGAUGCAACCAGGCAUAUACACAUACGUUCCUACUUAUAUGAAGUGGAUUCAAACUAUAAUUGGAAAAAAUCACUGAAAGCUUUUUUUUUGGCCCUUCUCUAUCUACAAUCAAAUCAAAACUGCUUUAUAUAAAGUAUUUUAUGAAGUAUACGACAACUAAAAUUUAGAAACUUCCUCCUGACUAAAUAUACCAAAAUAAAAACUUACUUUGUGAUAUUCAGAAAGC
Molecule: messenger RNA, 1589 nt
Organism: Limulus polyphemus (Atlantic horseshoe crab)
Lineage: Eukaryota; Metazoa; Arthropoda; Merostomata; Xiphosura; Limulidae
Product: serine protease 30-like
Exons: 9
Coding region: 57-1439 (460 amino acids)
Biological process (GO): proteolysis; acrosome reaction
Molecular function (GO): protein binding; serine-type endopeptidase activity
Source: RefSeq, a predicted model, not a curated record